Molecule: messenger RNA, 3741 nt
Organism: Talaromyces rugulosus
Lineage: Eukaryota; Fungi; Ascomycota; Eurotiomycetes; Eurotiales; Trichocomaceae
Exons: 7
Coding region: 1-3741 (1246 amino acids)
Cellular component (GO): membrane
Molecular function (GO): monooxygenase activity; heme binding; oxidoreductase activity, acting on paired donors, with incorporation or reduction of molecular oxygen
Source: RefSeq, a predicted model, not a curated record
AUGACUGGACAACUCACAUGGCUCGUUACCGGCUGCUCCUCCGGCAUGGGAGAGGCUUUGGUCAAGUCCAUUCUCGCAGCAGGUGACAAGGUGAUUGCCACCGCGCGAUCAACAGCGGACAAAAGCGCCGAAGAGCGUCUUGCCCCGCUCAAAGCAGUUGGUGCUGCGGUGUUGGAGAUAGACGUGAAAGCCCCCGCGGAGGAACUCAAUGCCAAAGCAAAGGAGGCCUGGUCUAUCUACGGCCAGAUUGACGUAUUAGUCAACAAUGCCGCGUACAUUGAUGCGGGUAUUCUCGAAGAGAUCGAUGAAGCCUUCCUGGUCAACGCGCUGCGCAACAAUGUGCUUGGUCCACUGAACCUUACACGGGCGUUCCUGCCUUACAUGCGUAGCCGCAAAUCGGGGACGGUUCUGUUCAUGUCCUCGGUGGGUGCCUACUAUGGUGCCCCCGGUGCCAGCGCCUAUGCUGGAUCCAAGGGACUGCUGGAGGGUCUCAUCCCGAACUUGACUCUGGAACUCCAGGCGUUUGGUAUCCGGACUUGCCUGCUCACUCCAGGGUACUUCCGCACCAAGGUCAUGACCCCCGGCAACAUCUUGUACCGGGCUCCCAAUGCCCUCCCGGAAUAUGCCGAGUUGAACAAGCUCAUCCAGGCUGGCUGCAAUGCUGCCGACGGCAACCAGCCCGGUGACCCUAACAAGGCUGCUGCUCUGGUGGUCGAAGCUGUCCGGGGUGAGGGACGUGCUGCCGGCAAGGAACUGCCGGCUCGGCUCCCACUGGGCCCAGAUGGGUUCAAGGCCGUCCGCGAUAACUGCGAAGCCAAACUUAAGAUUUGCGACGAAAAUAUCGUCCGUCUAUCCUCUACAACCCCAUCCAAUAUCUCAACAUCAUCAUACCACUUUACUGUGCCAUCAUUCUUUUGGCAUUUUGACAAUUACUGUCUCCCCUCUCUAUUAUUUAAUUUUCUUCCUUCUUUUUAUUUGGAUAUCACUGCUACAACCAUCAUGGCUUUCCAAGGCGACCUAUUAUCGGAGAAGCCAGUGCUCGACAUCCCAAACAAGAGAUCAAUUUUCUACCACCUGAAAACGCUAUACAUCUUUACAUGCAAUGAUUUCAAAGUCAUUCUCUACCCACAGACUGCCGUUGGCAUUUUCCAAGCACUGGCCGGUGGCCUCUUGACUACAAAUGAUACGCCAGAUUUCAUGUUUAUUUUAUCAAGGUUACCGCUGGUUGCCUUUUGGAACUGGUUCAACCUCCUGACAUUCAACCUCGCCAACCAACGACUACAAAACUCAAUCCUAGAAGACAACCUAAACAAGCCCUGGAGGCCUAUUCCUUCCCACCGCAUCUCGCCUGAUGAGGCUCGAUCACUACUGCUGUUUCUCCUUCCUGUUGGUAUAAUUCUCUCAUAUUUCAUUGGCGGAUUCAACGAGACCAUUGCUAUGAUAGUCCUCACCUGGAUGUACAAUGACCUCGGUGGCGGCGACGUCCACUAUUCUGUCCGCAAUCUUAUCAACGCCGGUGGCUUCAUUUCUCACGCUUCUGGCUCGACAGCCAUUGCAGCUGGCUACGGGCUUUACGAACUCAAUGGCACGGCGCCCUACUGGCUCGCUAUCAUAGGAAGCAUUAUCCUGACGACUAUGCAAGUGCAAGACAUCCCAGACAUGGAAGGUGACGCUGCUCGAGGACGCAAAACCUUCCCUCUGGUUUACGGUGGCAUGGCGGCACGCAUCUCCGUGGCUGUCGGUGUUAUGGCCUGGUCUUUCAUCUGCCCCGCCUUCUGGUCUGUGAACGUGGGCGGAUACCUGUUACUUGUCAUUCCCGGCGUUGUGGUUACCUACUGCACGUUGACGUACCGGAGCGUCUCCGCCGACGAAGCCACCUACAAAAUUUGGUGUGUCUGGCUGAUUCUCGUCUAUCUGCUUCCGCUGUAUAAAAAUCCCGAAGUUUUUUCUCGAUGGGGCAAUGAUGUUCUGACAUCCGGAAUGCUUCCAGACUUACUCUUACUUGGGGUUAUAUUCAAUUCUUUCACUUCUUGUGAAAAAAUGAAGACACCUACGAAUGAAGCCCUCGGCGCUACGGUCGGGCUGCUCGGUCUGGGCGUCGGUCUCGCAUCCUACGCUGUCGUCUGUAGGCUACAAGGGAAUUUGUCCUUAUUCACGGCUCUUGGAGUAUCUUUAAUAGACGCCAUUGUCGCGGUUUUCGUUUAUCGGUUGACUCUUCAUCCAUUGAGAAGUUAUCCCGGCCCAUGGCUUGCUGCUGCUACAGACUGGUAUAAUGUCUACCACUGUCUAACAGGCGACCGUCAUAUUGACUUUCUCCGUCUACAUGAGAAAUAUGGCCCAGCUGUCAGAUUUGGCCCCAAUAGGGUUUCCUUUUGCGUCGACCGUGCACUGCAAGAUAUCUACGGUGUGCGCGCCAACACGCAAAAGUCCCAAGUGUACAGCGCCUUUUCUCACUUUUUUACUGUACCGGCCAGCUUGACUACUAUUGAUCGCAAAGUGCACUCCUUCAAGCGUCGAGUGACCAGUCGAGCACUGAGCACGGGAGCCGUCAAUGGCCUGCAGGAUUUGAUCCUCAAGAACGUGCACGUUUUCUGUGCCUCGUUGAAAAACAACCAGCCAGGCGAAAAGACUACAGAAGAAUGGAGCGCGCCAAAGGACAUGUCCAAGUCAAUUCAGUACUUGCUGUCCGACAUCAUGGGAGAUGUCACGUUCUCGAAAAACUGGGAUAUUCAAGCCAGUACCACCAACCGCUACAUUCUUGACCUGAUGUCGCUUGGAACAUGUGGCAUUAAUCUUGCUGGGCAUAUCCCAACUGUACUCAAAUUGAAUCUCGACAAAAUUUUCUUCCCCACCCUGACAAAGGGCGUGCAGGAUUUCUUUCGCUUGUCAGAAACUCAAUCCUCCUGGCGUCUUGCUCAGGAUUCCGCUAGCCUUCCUAACCGGGAUCUUUUCGCUGCCCUGCUGGAUGCCCGGGAUCCGGAUACCGGGAAGGGAUACUCCGAACGGGACCUGAUUGCAGAAGCUGGCAUCCUGAUCAUUGCAGGAGCGGACACUACUGCUACCGCAACUACGGCAACACUGUUCUACCUACUGCACUCACCAGAGGCCUACGAACGGGUUCGUGCUGAAGUUGAUGCAGCAUUCCCUCGAACCGAUGGUGUUGACUGCAUUUGUAUUGGCUCGGCACUCGCUAGCUGCGUGUACCUGUAUGCUUGUAUUGAGGAAGCCAUGCGCCUGUGCCCUCCCGUAGGCGCUAUGCUUCCUCGUGAGGUUCUUCCAGGUGGUCUCGCCAUCGAUGCUGGCAAAUACCAUAUCCCCGCAGGCACCGAUGUUGGCGUCCCAACUUAUGCUCUGCAUCAUACAGAAAAGUACUGGCCCGAAGCACAUUCGUUCCGCCCUGAGCGAUGGCUCAACCAAAAAGGUGCCGAGGAGAAAGCAGAAGAAAUCAGCACAGGUAACAAUAACAGCGGAACAACCGCAUACGCCCCCUUUGGCGCUGGACGUACGAGUUGCGUUGGCAAGUAUCUUGCAUAUCAGGAGAUGGGCAUUAUCAUUGCUCGUCUUUUCUGGCUGUAUGACAUGCGUGUCUCGCCAGGAACACACGCCGGUGAAGGUGGGAAAUGGUGGCAGGGAAACUUCUGGGAACCGUCAUGGGGGCGUGACAGAGAGAGCGAGUUUCAAGUUCGAGAUGUCUUCACUAGCUCUCACGAUGGACCACAGGUUCAGUUCCGGUCGAGGUGA